Acanthosepion pharaonis is the source of this 516-nucleotide messenger RNA. NCBI's taxonomy places the organism in Eukaryota, Metazoa, Mollusca, Cephalopoda, Sepiida, Sepiidae. The record is from the annotation of a GenBank genome assembly.
AUGCCUCUACCGUCUUUUCCUCCUCUUCUACCUCCUCUGCCUUUUCCUCCCCUUAUACCUCCACCGUCUUUCCCUCCUCUUCUACCUCCUCCCCGAUUUCUCCCUCUUCUACAUCCUCCGUCUUUUCCUCCCCUUGUAGCUCCUCUGUCUUUUCCUCCCCUUCUACCUCCUCCACCUUUACUUUUCUUUCAGCUUCCUCCGCCUUUUCCUCCAUUUCUUCCUCUUCGAUUUAUUGCGAUUCUACCUCCUCCGUCUUCUUCUCCCCUUCCAGCUCCUCCUCCUUUUCUUCUUCUGCCUCCCCCGUCUUUUCAUCUCCUUCGGCUUCAUCCGUCUUUUAUUCUCCUUCGGCCUCCUCCGACUUUUCCUCCCUUUCUACCUCCUCCCCGAUUUCUCCCGCUUCUACCUCCUCUGUCUUUUCCCCCCCUUGUACUUCCUCCGCCUUUUCCACUCCUUUUAAUACAACAGCGAACUGGGAGAAUUCUAUUACGAAGAGAACCUAUUUGCCCAAAAAAUUAA